UUAUACGCAUGCGUAGUGGAGCCUUACGUGGCAAACCCAGUUGGAAUAAAGUAUGGUUGUAGUGCUGUUGUGAUUGUACAAACUUUUUAGUGUCAUUUGUAAUUCUCUGUGGAUUAAACAUGAAUCCACAAUAUCUACCCCAGCAACCACAGCAGCAACAUGGAGCCCCACCAGGUACAGGGUUUGGUCCACCACAAAAUGUAUAUCCUAAUACUCCACAUGGGGGACCCAGACCAUCGCCAUCUGGUACACCAGGAGGAUUUCAACCACCAUCUGGACUACCAGCACCUGGGGGCAUGCACCCACCUGGCCCUCCAGGACCUCGGAAAAUGGUACCACCUCCACAAGUGACCCCAUCCCCUAACAGUAACAUACCUGCACCAGUUGGACCUAUGCCUGCUGGUCCUGGAAUGAUGACUGGAGGCCCCAUGGCAAGCUCUCAUCACCCUGACUUUAGUGGAUCUAACAUGGUGAAAGGGCCGGCAGGCCCUCCCAUAGGACCAGGUUUUCAACCCCGUGGACCUCAUCCUGCACCACAACCACCAAUAAUGGGGCCACCAGCAACAUCAGCUCCAAGUCAGUUAGGAACUCAGUUAUCAGGGAUGAAUUUAAGUGGACAAUCACGACCACCUGUUCAGAUUUCUAAUUAUUCUAGUGGACCUCCAACAAAACCUGGCUUUGGUAGUGAGCCUCUAGGUUCCCCACCAGCAAACUUUUAUCAUCCUCCAGGCAGCUUUCCACAAGGUAUCAAUGGAGGUCCUGCACCUCCCACAUCAUCUCCAGAUCAACCUUUUCAGCCCCCUGGACAGCAACAGCAUGGGUCCUUGCCACUAUCUCAGUAUAUGAAUGGCUCUAUGGGUCCUCCACCAGGACCUGGAAGAGGGCCUAUAGGAGGCCCUCCACAACCUCAUAUACCUGUUCAGGGUGGAAACAUACCUGUAGCACACAGGAGUGUGCCUCCAACAGGGGUGCCACCCCAAUCUGGAGGUAUACAACCACAUCCUGAUGGUAUGCCAUCCCAGUCUGGAGGUAUGCCACCACAUCCUGGAGGUAUGCCACCCCAAUCUGGAGGUAUGCCAUCACAUCCUGGAGGUAUGUCAUACCAGUCUGGAGGUAUGCCACCCCAAUCUGGAGGUAUACAACCACAUCCUGGUAGUAUGCCAUCCCAGUCUGGAGGUAUGCCACCACAUCCUGGAGGUAUGCCACCCCAAUCUGGAGGUAUGCCAUCACAUCCUGGAGGUAUGCCACCACAUCCUGGAAGUAUUCCACCACAUCCUGGAGGUAUGCCACCACAUCCUGGAGGUAUGCCACCCCAAUCUGGAGGUAUGCCAGGUAACUUGAUAUCCCACUCCAUGAUAAAAACAUUGAGGAUGCUGGAGAGAAUUUUUGGACAUUAG
Zootermopsis nevadensis is the source of this 1397-nucleotide messenger RNA. NCBI's taxonomy places the organism in Eukaryota, Metazoa, Arthropoda, Insecta, Blattodea, Termopsidae. The record is from RefSeq and is a predicted model, not a curated record.